AUGGCACCGGGAGAAAAGCCCGAAAUUUUUCAGCGUGGACUUCAAGCGCUGGAAGCAGAAAACGUUCUUCUACCUGACCACACUCAAUUUGCAGCGCUUUAUCAGCCAGGACAUUUCAACGGCUUGUACAAUGUUUAUAGCGUCAUGAAAAUAUCAAGAGAGUUGUGGAAUGCUUUUGAAAAGAAGUACAAGACUGAAAAUGCUGGACUUAAGAAGUUUGUGGCCACCAAAUUUUUGGAUUUCAAAAUGAUUGACGACAAAUCUAUCAUAACGCAAGUCCAAGAAUUGCAACUGCCUCCGCUGAGGAAGGACUUUAAGAAUUACUUGAAACAUAAGCGCAAGGAAAUGACGCUUGAAGACCUUAUUGUUCAUCUACGGAUUGAAGAGGACAACAAGGCUGCUGAAAAGAAGUAUUGUGAUAACUCAAUAAUAAUGGGAACAAAUAUUAUUGAGGAAGCAUCUACAAGCAACAGAAAGAGAAAGAAGCUAUCUGGUCCAAAGAAUUACUCGAGCAAGAAGAGGCUGGAUACAAAGCUCUUGGUAGGAAAUCCCAAGGAGUGGUGGAUUGAUUCUAGAACCACUCGCUAUGUUUGUACUAACAAAGAAUUAUUUGCCUCUUAUGUUUCCGCAGGACCCGACGAGACUAUCUUUAUGGGAAACUCCACAGCAGCAAAAAUUGAAGGAGUUGAAAAGAUAGCUUUGAAGAUAACUUUGGGCAAAGUUGUGACUCUAAACAAUGUUCUCCAUGUUCCUGAAAUUCGCAAGAAUUUGGUCUCUGCUGGACUUCUUAUCAAGAAUGGAUUUAAGUGUGUGUUUGUUUCUGAAAAAGUUGUAAUAAAUAAGAAUGAUGUGUAUGUAGAAAAAGGAUAUCUAACUGAGUGCCUUUCAAGUUGA
Messenger RNA from Nicotiana tabacum (common tobacco), 894 nucleotides. Lineage: Eukaryota; Viridiplantae; Streptophyta; Magnoliopsida; Solanales; Solanaceae. The record is from RefSeq and is a predicted model, not a curated record.